Molecule: messenger RNA, 3477 nt
Organism: Clonostachys solani
Lineage: Eukaryota; Fungi; Ascomycota; Sordariomycetes; Hypocreales; Bionectriaceae
Source: the annotation of a GenBank genome assembly
AUGGCAGAAAACACAGACAGCUUUGAGAGUCUUCCCGACGGCGGACUCCAGAUUGAAAGCAUCAAGUUCGAAUCGGACGGACCUGGUCGAGAUGAUGGUGGCAACAGUUCGAGCUCUAGGCCUCCUUUUCUAAGGAUCACCAUACAAACCGGGCCUUUGCAACGGCUGGCUCUGGAAACAACUUCGCACAACCAAGGUCCAAUCAAAUUCACGGUCGGUUCAUUCAUUGGCGGCUUGGCCGACGCUGAAGGACCAUCAGGCGGGCCAUACGAGACACAAGAGACAUCUCGCGAUCCCGAGGAGGCCAGGUUUACGAACCUGUGCCGGCACGAGGGGGAAGAUGGCAGGACAACGCUUCGCUUCACGCACAGCUGGCCGCUCCCGGAUCAUGACAAUGACCGACGAUCAAUCGACGAUGCCCCCGCAGACGCCUCUGCCUGGCUCGAAGCACCAGAAGGCGCGCCGGAAAUCCGUCUCGGGAUCUACACCAAGGCGAAGACAUCUCGCUCAGGCAGCGACGAUGGUAUCUUUUUCAUGGAUGCCAAAUUAUAUUAUGAUCCAGACAAGGGAGUCUCCUUGAUGCACUUUGAUAUCAAAGAACUCAGCGCGCCAUAUUUCCGUGUGGCUCAGCCAGAGUAUCAGCUCUGCUUUGAGGGCAGGCAGGGUCUCGGCUUUGAUAUAGCUCAACUUCCGGAAGGCCUCGACCCCGGGAGCGUGCAGACAAACAAGACGAACCAGGUCAACAGUUUGACCUACAAUAUAUGGGUGCAUCUCAGCAAACAACUUCAGUUUGCACUCUCGCAGACCACCGCGCAUGCAAAGAGUGCACUGCGGUUGGUCAGUCACGAGCCCGAUGCGUCGUCGUCUGAACCGAGUUCCUCUGCCGCCAGGAUGCAGAGUAUCGGAGGACCCAGGAUCAACAACACUACCGAGGCCAAGUUUGACAGCAACAGCAGUCAUGGACGCGGACAUGAAAUUCAAGAAGCCUGCCAUGUCAUCUCUAAUAUGUCCUCUUUCGCCAACGACGAUCGCCACUCGCAGGCUUCUGAGCUAAACCUAAGAUUCCAAGAGAGCGGCUCGAUGGACGACCUCCACCAGUCGAUCGAGUUGUCCAGCCUGGUCCUUCAACAUUCAGAUAUCAAGGAUCCGAAAUAUGGUCUGUACCUCAAUCUCUAUGCCGGAAGCUUGAAUACACGACAUGCCUGGACGGGAUCAAUCUCUGAUCUCAUGACGGGCGGUACCCUUAUGGCAAAGUACCUGGACUCAUGUUACGAAAGGGUCGUGAAAGGGGCGGUGCCCUUUUACAACCAUUCCUGCAUUGUUUUAUCAGACUGCCAAAUCAGUUACUACAAAGCCUUCCAAACUCAAGACCUGAAGCCUCUGGAUACAGCUAUUCUGUUUGCUGAGCUUGCUAUAAGGAAGACACCAGAGGGCGACAGUAGCCUCUCCAACAGCCUGUCCAAGUUGGCAAGCGCUCUCGUCAUGCGUUAUAAAGUCACUGGCAAAGCAGAUGACCUGACUCGUGCAGUUGAGGAGGCCGAAAAGUCUGUCAAAAUCUCUCCGGCUCCAUUUGAGCUCAGUGUUCUGGCUGAGGCCCGAGGGUUGAGGUUUGAGCAGGAUCAUCAGGAGAAGGGCCUAGAUCAAGCGAUCGACGAGAUGGGGAAGGCUCUCAAGUUGACCGGCGAUGAUGGCGUCAACCGAGGAAGUAUCCUGGCAGAUUUGGCAGAUCUGCAUGGGAGGCGCUUCGAAACGAAAGGUGCUUCUCAAGAUUUCGACACUCGGAUUUCACUCCUGAUGGAGGGCUGUGAAUGCUUAAGCUGGACACCCAUUGAUAGGAUACAGUCGGCCAGGAUUGCAGGACAUAUGUGUGCCGAGGCAGGCCAAUGGAAGCGAGCAAGCGACUGCUUGAACAAGGCCUCUGAACUGUUCCCCCUCCUCAGCUCCCAUGCGGUUCUGGAAAAGGACACCCAGCGUCUUCUUCCGACAAUACGGGGUUUGGCUUCCUAUACUGCGGCGGCAGCUCUCAAUGCAGGAAUGGACGCUGCGACGGUGCUGCCGCUGCUCGAAAUGGGGCGCGGCGCCCUCAACAAUAGACUCAUGGAUAUACGCAGUGACCUGACAGAUUUGUUCGAGGACCACCCUGAUCUGGCGGGCUCAUUCGUCGAGCUGCGGCAGAAGCUCAACCAGACUCCCGCAACAGACUUGACAGAAGCAAAGACGUCUUCGCGAUGGCGAUUCAGAACAAACCAGGAGAUGAAGGAGCUUCUUGACACUAUACGUCAACAGGAUAAAUAUCACAGAUUCAAUCUGCCGCAGACUGCCGAAGAAAUCACGUCUACCGCGUCCAAGGGCCCGCUGAUCGUGGUCAACUCAAGCACCUGGCGUUGCGAUGCCUUCCUGGUUGACGAGAACAAAGGUAUACGGCUGAAAGAGCUUCCCGAUUUGACAGUGGCCGAGAUGGACAGGCGGUUUGGAAAUGGAAUUCAGUCGCUGAAGGAUCCGGAAACCCUUGCCUGGCUUUGGAGAUGCUUAUGUCUCCCUUGCCUCGAAACACUCGGCUUCGACAAACCCCUUGACAGUAACUGGCGUCGGGUCUGGUGGAUUCCUACCAACGGCCUUGACAGAGUCCCAUUGCAUGCGGCUGGGAUCUUCGAGGCAGGGCGUAGAGACAGUGUCCUUGACAGGGUGGUUUCUUCUUACGCAUCAUCGAUCAGGGCUUUGCAGUAUGCUCGUCGAGCGUUGCCAAUGCAGCCGAGCAAUGACCCGGUAUCGAAGAAUGCAGUACUUGUCAGCGUCCCAGUGGCAGACCCUGAAGGCAAGACCUAUCGUCCUCUGGGCAACGUCGUCAGCGAAAUGACGAUUGUCAAGAGCGGCUGCAGAAAACUGUCCUUGGAUGUGAUUGAACUUGAACCAGAACCCAAAAAGGCUGACGUGCUCGCCCAGCUGCCUCAGUGUAAGCUGCUGCAUUUUUCCGGCCACGGCGAUUCAAAGCCGGAUCCCUCUCAAAGCCUCCUGGUGCUCCAAGACUGGGCUACAAACAGCCUGACGGUCUCAGACGUGCGCCGGACCUUUCACGACAGCAGCUCCCCCUUUCUAGCAUUUCUCUCGGCCUGCUCAUCCGGGCAGAACAAGGGCAAGGAUCUGGCCGACGAGAGUCUGCAUAUGAUAAGCGCAAUGCAACUGGCAGGUUUCCGCCAUGUGAUUGGCACGCUCUGGGGGAUAUUCGACCAGCCUUGCGUCGAGGUGGCCGACACCUUUUACGCGACACUGCACAACUGCGGAGGACUCACCCACGAUGCUGUGGCUCUUGGGCUUCACUUGGCUGUGCGCAAACUGCGCGAUGGCAAGGGCGAUGGGCCGGAAAAAGGCCGCCCGAAGGUGUUUGUGGACGGCCAAUUGGUUGAGAACUCGCCGAGAGUGGCUGUUUCGCAGCUACUAUCAACCGCUUGGCUCCCUUAUGUGCAUUUUGGUCCAUGA